This is a messenger RNA of Fusarium mangiferae, 201 nucleotides long. RefSeq lists its product as uncharacterized. The transcript has 2 exons. Lineage: Eukaryota; Fungi; Ascomycota; Sordariomycetes; Hypocreales; Nectriaceae. The record is from RefSeq and is a predicted model, not a curated record. Bases 1 to 201 code for a protein of 66 amino acids.
AUGAGGACAAGGCCCAGCUCGUCUCAUCUGGAGACGCUGCUCGAAGAGUUCGGGGAAAAGGUCCAAGCGCUACUACUGACAAGGAAGAUAAGAAGUAGUAUAUCUAUGACACCUCCAAAUAGCAUCCGCUGCGUUAGCGUUUGUGAUACUCAAACAAAGACUGAAGUUCGUCCUGGUAUCUUUUCUCGUCGGCGACUUUAG